CUGUCGUUUGCGACCCGCCAGAAGGAGGUAACCACGCCGUUGAUCGCUAAGUUCAAGCUUGAUCUCUCUGCGGAGCAGAUGGAGGAGUUGAAGUCGACCAAGUUCACUAUUGUGCCAAAUGAGCAGGACUUGACCCAGUUGGAGAAGCAAGACGCAUUGAUCCAGAGACAGCGCCGUUUGAUGAAGCAGGGAGUCCAGCUCAAGCUGUACAAGCCCCACUCGCCGGGCAGAAGAUGGUACCGUGCGCCGAUCAAUGACCAUUUGCAUAAGGGGAAGCCGUACAAGAAGUUGACUGUGGCACUCCGUUCUUCUGGGGGUAGAAACAACCAGGGGAGAAUCACAAUCAGAGGUAGAGGUGGUGGGCACAAGAGACGAUACCGUCUUGUCGAUUUCAAGAGAUUCACCAGGGGCAUCCACAACGUGCUCCGCAUCGAGUACGAUCCGAGCAGAACCUGUCAUAUUGCGCUCAUUGAGAACAAGGAGACUGGUGCCAAGUCUUACGUUUUGGCUGCCGAUGGCUUGCGCGCGGGUGACGAGAUCGAGUCCUUCCGUUUGGGAAUUCCAGAGCACUACAUCGCCGAAAUGGGUGGUAAGAUCGACCCAGCGUUGUUAGCCGCUAAGACCAACAAGCGUGGUAACUGUUUGCCGCUCCAUAUGGUCCCGUUGGGUGCUGUAAUCCACAGCAUCGGGUUGAAGGCCAAGGGCGGUCCGGGCCAGUUGUGCCGUGCUGCCGGUACCUACGGCCGUUUGUUGGCCAAGGUGCCUAACAAGAAGAGAGCCAUUGUCAGGUUAUCCUCCGGUGAACACCGUUACGUGCCAUUGAAUGCAUGCGCCACCUUGGGUGUGGUGUCUAACCCUGGCCACCAGAUGGGGAUGAGAGGUAAGGCCGGUAGAUCCAGAUGGAGAGGUUUCAGACCAAAGGUCAGAGGUGUGGCCCAGAACAGAUGCGACCAUCCCCACGGUGGUGGUAGAGGUAAGUCGAAGUCCAAGGUCACCUCCAGGUCGCCGUGGGGUGUUUUGGCCAAGAAUCACAAAACCAGAACUGGCAAGCACGCCAAUAAGGAGAAGAUCAAGGACAGACCAAGAAAGUACGUCGACAACAACAGAAACUAG
This is a messenger RNA of Babjeviella inositovora NRRL Y-12698, 1113 nucleotides long. RefSeq names its product mitochondrial 54S ribosomal protein uL2m. The transcript has a single exon. NCBI's taxonomy places the organism in Eukaryota, Fungi, Ascomycota, Pichiomycetes, Serinales. Gene Ontology annotation, molecular function: RNA binding; transferase activity; structural constituent of ribosome. Gene Ontology annotation, biological process: cytoplasmic translation. The coding region runs from base 79 to 1113 and encodes 344 amino acids. The record is from RefSeq and is a predicted model, not a curated record. Gene Ontology annotation, cellular component: ribosome; large ribosomal subunit.